Castor canadensis (American beaver) is the source of this 1392-nucleotide messenger RNA. RefSeq names its product glycine C-acetyltransferase (gene Gcat). Gene Ontology annotation, biological process: L-threonine catabolic process; biosynthetic process. The record is from RefSeq and is a predicted model, not a curated record. Gene Ontology annotation, molecular function: glycine C-acetyltransferase activity; pyridoxal phosphate binding. Gene Ontology annotation, cellular component: mitochondrion. NCBI's taxonomy places the organism in Eukaryota, Metazoa, Chordata, Mammalia, Rodentia, Castoridae.
CUCCGGCGAGUGGGCGCGAUGUGGGCUGGCGGCAUCUGGCGCGCUGCGCUCUCCCAGGCCCCCCACGGCCGCCGCGCGCAGUCAGCGCUGGCUCAGCUGCGCGGCGUCCUGGAGGAGGAGCUGGAAGGGAUCCGCGGGGCUGGCACCUGGAAGAGUGAACGGGUCAUCACGUCCAGGCAGGGGCCGUACAUCCAUGUGGAAGGCGUCUCCGGAGGAAUCCUCAACUUCUGUGCUAACAACUACUUGGGCCUGAGCAGUCACCCCGAGGUGAUCCAGGCAGGUGUCCAAGCUCUGGAGGAGUUUGGAGCUGGCCUUAGCUCUACCCGCUUCAUCUGUGGGACCCAGAGCAUCCACAAGGAUCUAGAAGCCAAGAUAGCCCGCUUCCACCAGAGGGAAGAGGCCAUCCUGUAUCCCAGCUGUUUUGAUGCCAAUGCUGGCCUCUUUGAGGCUCUGCUGACUCCCGUGGACGCAGUCCUGUCAGACGAGCUGAACCAUGCCUCAAUCAUUGACGGUAUCCGGCUGUGCAAGGCCCACAAGUAUCGCUACCGCCACCUGGACAUGGCCGACCUAGAAGCCAAGCUGCAGGAGGCCCAGAAGCAUCGGCUGCGCCUGGUGGCCACCGAUGGAGCCUUUUCCAUGGAUGGUGACAUUGCACCCCUGCAGGAGAUCUGCCACCUCGCCUCUCGAUAUGGUGCCCUGGUCUUUGUGGAUGAGUGCCAUGCCACUGGCUUCCUGGGACCCACAGGACGGGGCACUGAUGAGUUGCUAGGUGUGAUGGACAAGGUCACCAUCAUCAACUCCACACUGGGGAAGGCACUGGGUGGAGCGUCAGGUGGCUACACCACAGGGCCUGGGCUCCUGGUGUCCCUGUUGCGGCAGCGUGCACGGCCCUACCUCUUCUCCAACAGCCUGCCCCCUGCUGUUGCUGGCUGUGCCUCCAAGGCCCUUGAUCUGCUCAUGGAGAGCAGCACCAUCGUCCAGUCCAUGGCUGCCAAGACACGUCGGUUUCGCAGUAAGAUGGAGGCUGCUGGCUUCACCAUCUCGGGAGCUGAUCACCCCAUCUGCCCUGUGAUGCUGGGUGAUGCUCGACUGGCCUCUUGCAUGGCAGAUGACAUGCUAAAGAGAGGUAUCUUUGUCAUCGGAUUCAGCUACCCUGUGGUCCCCAAAGGCAAGGCCCGGAUCCGGGUACAGAUCUCAGCUGUGCACAGUGAGGAGGACAUUGACCGCUGCGUGGAGGCUUUCGUAGAGGUGGGGCGGCUACACGGAGCAUUGCCCUGAGCUCUGGGUGGAGACAAGUACCCCAAAUCUCCUGGCUGCCACAGAACAGGAGGCUCUAAGCCCUGGCUCAUAGUCCGAGGGCCGGGCUCAGAGGCCUGUGCUUGUGGCCAUGAG